This is a messenger RNA of Durotheca rogersii, 1101 nucleotides long. RefSeq lists its product as uncharacterized. The coding region runs from base 1 to 1101 and encodes 366 amino acids. The transcript has a single exon. NCBI's taxonomy places the organism in Eukaryota, Fungi, Ascomycota, Sordariomycetes, Xylariales, Xylariaceae. The record is from RefSeq and is a predicted model, not a curated record.
AUGGCCACGGACGCGUCCGGACCCUCCCCGCCGACCCCACUGCUCCGCCUGCGCGGCCUGCGCACGGCGCAGCUCCCGGCCGCCGGGACGCAGGGCGCGGAGCUCGCGCCGCUCCUGGCGGCGGCGGUGCGCGAGGCGGCGCCCUUCAUCGACUCGGCGGCGCCGAAGCGCGGCGCGCGCGGCCCCGAGACGAGGGCGCUCUGGCGGAAGAAGCCGGGCGCCGGCGGGGCGCGGGGCGCGGAGCACCGGUUCCUGCGCUUCCACCCGGACUCGGCGGCGGGCGUGGAGGUGUCGGUGCGGGCGGUCGGGGCGGCGGAGCUAGGAGGAGGAGGAGGAGGAGAAGGCGGGGCGCACGAGACGUGGGUGUGCCGGCGCAGCGUGCACGAGGACGCGGCGCGGCCGGGGACGGCGAGCUGGGGCGAGUUCGCGCGCGGGCUGCGCGACGAGCACGCGGCGAGCGAGCGGGCCUUCACGCCGGCGUGCGUGGGCGCGCGGCGCGCGCUGGCGUGGGACUGCGCGGGGGUGCGGGUCGCGGAGACGGGGCCGACGACGACGACGACGACGACGACGACGUGGGGGCGCUUCACGCUCGAGCUCCUCGAGAUGCGGCACCGCGUGGGCCGCCCCGUGCUGCGCGACCGCACGUUCCCCGUCCUGCAGAUGACGUGCGUCGCGCUGGCGGGGGGCGGCGAGGAGGCCGAGGCGCGCGGCGACGACGAGUUCCUCGUCGUGAGCAUCCCCGUGCCCGACUUCGGCGCCGCGUCGCCCGCGAGCGAGCUGGCGCGCGAGCGCGGCGCCCAGGUCGCGCGGUACGUGAGUGUCGAGAGGGUGCGCAGGAUCCGCGGCGGAGCGGGAGGAGAGGGGGCAGAGGGGGCAGGGGGAGGGGCCCGGAUCGAGUGGCUGAUGGCGACGGCGGGCGAUGCCGGCGGCGUCCUGCCCGCCUGGCUGCAGAGCAUGGCGACGCCGGCGGUGAUCUGGAAGGACGUCCCGCUGUUUCUGGCGUGGGUGCGGCGGGAGAGGGAGAAGAAGGAGGACGGAGCCCAGGGAGAGGAGGAGGGGGGGAGAGAGGUCAGGGGACAGGAGGGUGUCGGCGCGGCGUAA